This is a messenger RNA of Haliotis rufescens (red abalone), 4511 nucleotides long. Its product is annotated as interferon-induced helicase C domain-containing protein 1-like. NCBI's taxonomy places the organism in Eukaryota, Metazoa, Mollusca, Gastropoda, Lepetellida, Haliotidae. The coding region runs from base 228 to 2534 and encodes 768 amino acids. Gene Ontology annotation, cellular component: cytoplasm. Gene Ontology annotation, molecular function: nucleic acid binding; ATP binding. The transcript has 12 exons. The record is from RefSeq and is a predicted model, not a curated record.
UGGAUUACAGGAAGCAAAUACUAUUGAUUAUACAUAUCUGUUGUACAACAUUAUUGUAGAUACUAGCUCUGACAAUAUCCUGUUGCAUUCCAUUUCAAGACAGGUCCAUACAAGCCACUGAUCAUCACACGACGCACUGAUCAAGGUAGCUAUUGUUUGCUGGCAGUCCAUCAAGUGAUCAAGUUUUAACAGUGUCUGUUGCAGAAGUGGUUUUACCCAGUGUUAAGAUGCAGGAGGAGUCCAUGCACAUGCCGCCGAGUGAGUCUCUUCCCGAGGACUAUGAAGACGUUGAGAUGUCUGAUGAAGAGGCUGAGAGAGAUGUGACUUGUCAGCAAGACCUUGAUCUCCGCCUAUACCAGCUGGAGUUGGCUGAGCAUGCAGUAAAACGCCGUAACACCAUCAUCUGUGCCCCUACCGGUUCAGGCAAGACUAGAGUGGCACUCUACAUCGUCAAAGACCAUCUUGAAAAGCAGGAUGAAGCUGAAGCUAAUGGUAAAAGGAAGGUGGUGUUCCUGGCACGGACAGUACCUCUAAUUACACAACAGUACAAAACCUUCCGGAAAUUCCAUAGUAAAUACAGGGUUGUGAAGCUGAGUGGUGAGGACGAGAACAGCACGGUCCUCCACCUAUUGCUGGACCACUACGACAUCUUUGUGAUGACACCACAGAUUCUGGAGAACCAACUGAGGGAUGCAAAGAUCAAGUCCCUGUCUGUGUUCAGCCUUAUUGUGCUGGAUGAGUGUCACCACACACGGAAAGGGGAGCCCUACAACAAGCUCAUGAUCAGAUAUCUCAAGCAGAAAAGCAAAAAGAAAUCCAUUCGCCUACCGCAGAUUGUAGGCCUGACAGCCUCCUUGGGAGUAGAGAAGGCAACGGUUGAUGAGGAGGCCAUUGACAGUAUCCUGAAACUGUGUGCCAACAUGGAUGCCCCCUAUCUCUCCACAGUACAGACACACAUAGAGGAACUCAGAGAAAAGGUCCCAGUGCCAGAUGAAAAAAAAGUUAAUUUGACUGAAAACCGACAGGACCCUGCACGGAAAGAAUUGGAGAAAGCAAUGGAGAAGAUAGAGGACUUAAUGAUUGACAUAAAUGAUCUGAAUAACAGAACAAUUGACAAGCUGCUACUGAAGCUUCCCAGUGACCGUAUCAGUCAGUCAUAUGGCCAGUGGGCAGUUAAGGUGAAGAAUGAGGCCAGGCUGGUCCAGACAGGACCCGAUGAUGGCCAUGGCAGUGAUGUGGAUCGGAGGAAAGCUGAGAUGGCUAGAGGCAUAUUCGAUAUGGCCGAUCAGCUGUUUAAAUACAACGCUGCUUUGGAAAUCCAUGAGUACGCUCGGAUCCAGGAUGUGGUGGCAUAUCUGCAGAAAGAGUUCAGUAACGUGGCACUCGAGCAAAUAGAAAGCAGCCUCAACCUGGCCUGGGAGGAGCAACUGGGCGAGAUUUCCACAAAUCUUAAAAAGAAUUUGAUGAAAUUUGGCAGACAAUGUGACAACCCCAAUUUGAAAGUGUUAGCUAAAACACUGACAGAAAUGCUGGAUUCAAAAGGCAGCGACUCCCGAGCCAUCAUAUUUGUGAGAACUAGGGCCUUCUGCUACGCUCUGACCAACUGGCUGAACGAAGACGACAAGAUUGAUCCCCAGCUGAAGGAUCUGAAAGCCAUGGCGUUCACUGGUGCAGGAGCAAAUGACGAGGAAGGAGGUAUGACACAGAAUGAACAAGACAAAGUGAUUUCCAAGUUCAAAAGUGGUGAGGUCAAGUUGAUUGUCGCCACAUCAGUAGCGGAGGAAGGACUGGAUAUCCCAGAAUGCAACAUGGUCGUGAAGUACAACCAUGUCGGCAAUGAGAUCACAACUAUCCAGACCGGAGGGAGAAGCCGGAAGGCAGGAGGCACCUCUGUUCUGUUGGGCAGCAGCAAGACCCACCAGAAAGAAAUACUCAAUCUUGCUCGGGCUGCCAUGAUGGAAAGAGCUGUCAAGAAAAUCCUACAAAUGCCAAUUGAUCAAGUCAUUCGCAGGACCGGCAGUCUUCAGGAAGAGACCCUGGUAAAAGAGAAAACCAAGGAUCUUGUCCAGCGACGUCAGAAUCGACAGAAACUUCAAACAAACUUUAAACUGAAGUGUACUCGCUGUAAAACAUUUUGUGCCCACAGCAAAGAUCUGAGGGUCAUUAAUGAUAACCAUCAUGUCGUCAUUGACAGCGAGUUUGAAGGGCGGAUUGAAGUCAAACCAUUCCAAAACCAGAAAAAUAUCGAUGGAAUAAAACUGACGGGGCAUAUGCAGUGUAAGACAUGCCACAGGGCCUGGGGGACGAAGUUUCUAUACCAGGGGAUCUCGUACCCCUCACUCGCGAUCAAGAACUUCAUCGUUGUCAAUGAGGAAACCAGUGAGAUCAAGCACUGCAAGAAAUGGUUGGAGCUUCCUUACACCAUCAGGGUAUGGUCCCUAGAGGAUAUCAAGACAUGUCUCAGAACUGGUGGUGAUGCCAGAUCGGAUGAGGAAGACAAGGAUGAGGGAGAGGAAGAACUUGAUCUGGAGUGAAAUAAACUGUAGACAGGAUGGAAGAGGCGGAUCAAAGACAGAUAAAUUCUGAAGUAACCUUUUGGAUGAAAGAUCUGAAUUGACCCAUUUGGACUAACUUGUCUAAAUUAAUACCAUGGAUGUGUAACAUGUCAUUAAUAUUACUAGUUAUAGUAAAUAGUAAAUUCUUUUGGAGAAAUAUAUUCAAUCAUAAAUUAAUAUCACAAGCAUUUGAUUCAUGGAAAUUGAGAAUGAAAGACUUUCUUCUUAAUUAAUCCUUGUUUCGUGAUUAAUAUUAUUGAACUUUGAAACAUAUCAAAUAUAAGCAGUCAUGGUUGGAGGACGCUGUAGAAUGAGGUGCAUAUUUCCUACCAACUUUGACACUGAUGUUCUGGUUGUGAUAUUUGAAACCUGUAGAAACCCGCACAUGUAGAUGAAACUCUACUUAUCACCGAGCAAUGGUUUCCGAUAAAUUUCUUUACAAAAUAAUACCAUUUCAUCAAGGAUUAGGGGUAGUAGAAAAUGUCCAAUAUCUAGCAUAUAAAUAUUAUCUUGUAUUGGUACAAGUGUUAACACUUCCAAUGUAUUGGCUUUUGGGCAAUGUGGACGGUACCCAUUGUUGAUUAACAGUUCAGUGAAAUUCAUUAAAUGGCUAAAACUACUUCGUAUGUCAUCUAAUACAUGUUCCCUAAAGGCUAACAAAAUGUGAUUAUCCCCUGCCGCGAAGUGGGGUCGGGAAUAUAGGAACAGAGUUCAUCUGUCCUUCCGUCCGUCCUUCUGUCUGUCAACUUCUCAAAGGGGACAAAUUUUCACAAAAUUAUUUAAGUCAGAAAAAUAAAAGUUUACACACCGAUGUUACUGGUUAGAUCUAAGGUGAGUUAAAAAAUUGGUGUUGUAAAUUUUUUUACAGAGUAUUGGCCCUUGCUCCGUGCUCUUCAACUUAGUGCAUACUGUGUGAAAUUGGGAAACGGUUUUCUCAGCAACUACUGAAGUUACAUAAAAAAAAGUUUGCAUGCUUAUCUUAGUCUUGACAAGUAUGUCUACGUUCAAAAAUUUGUCCCGUCAGUUAUUGUUUUACAGAGUUACGGCCCUUGAUCCAGGUUAUGUUAUUAGUGUGUGCAAUGGUGACAAGUUUUCUUAGAAACUACUGAAGUUAUCUUAUCUAAGAGAUACUUAUCAGGAUAGUUCACCAGGGAAGGAGACUUUUGUUUGAAUGAAAUUCACAUUUAAUCAUUUUUUUAAUGUGGCCCAACCGCCUCUGUCUUCUUUAGACUUUAUUGAACUCUUUUUGAUAGUUUAUAUUCACUACUAUAUUUUAGUGAUAACAUUGUUUUCUUGUUUAUCUUGAUUCAGUAGGUAGAAUUGGACAAGAGAUGUUACACGUUCUAUUUGCUUGGAUUUACCAAGAUGGUGGAUGUACUGUAUACGUUAAUACAUGUAGUUAGUUUUCUUACCCUUUUUCAAGCCAGACUGAAAGAUAAGUACAGUGAAGAAUGGACUAAAAUAUUAUCAUCUAGUAUUAGAUAUAAAUGUUGUACACUUUUGAAAAUAAGCCUUGAAGCAGAAAAAUACGGCCUUGUGUAUAUUUGCACUGUACAUUUGAGUUGUCUGUACAAGGCUUAAUAUUGAUACUGGGAGACACAACAAAGUUCUUAAAUCUGAAAGAUUAUGUACAUAUUGAAGUUAAGACAUAUUGAAGGUCUGUAUCAUUUCACCUUUAUGUGUCCAUCCUUAAACGAUAUUCAAAAGCCAUACAUACCAGAUAAAUAUGUAAAUCGACUGUCAGUCCAACAAUUUAUUCAUUUCAUAGCAACCACAAUUGAUCAAGAUUUAAGAUAUGUUAUGUCAUAUUUCAAAUAUGGCUUUAAGAGCAGAAAUGUACUGAAGUGAAACAAUGGAAUCUUUGUAAAAUGAUCCUGUACUGUAUGGUAUGCACUUGAUGUAUUUUGGUUUAUGGUGUCUCAUACAAUAAACAUUUGAAUUUCAGUAUCUUUAUGA